AUGCCUCCCAAGGCCGCUGACAAGAAGCCCGCCUCCAAGGCCCCCGCCACUGCCUCCAAGGCACCUGAGAAGAAGGAUGCCGGCAAGAAGACUGCCGCCAGCGGUGACAAGAAGAAGCGCACCAAGGCCCGCAAGGAGACCUACUCCUCUUACAUCUACAAGGUCCUCAAGCAGGUCCACCCUGACACCGGUAUCUCCAACCGUGCCAUGUCCAUCCUGAACUCUUUCGUCAACGAUAUCUUCGAGCGCGUCGCCACCGAGGCUUCCAAGCUUGCUGCCUACAACAAGAAGUCCACCAUCUCCUCCCGAGAGAUCCAGACCUCCGUCCGACUUAUCCUGCCUGGUGAGCUGGCUAAGCACGCCGUGUCUGAGGGUACCAAGGCUGUGACCAAGUACUCCUCUUCCACGAAAUAA
Molecule: messenger RNA, 414 nt
Organism: Phaeoacremonium minimum UCRPA7
Lineage: Eukaryota; Fungi; Ascomycota; Sordariomycetes; Togniniales; Togniniaceae
Product: putative histone h2b protein
Exons: 4
Coding region: 1-414 (137 amino acids)
Biological process (GO): nucleosome assembly
Cellular component (GO): nucleosome
Molecular function (GO): DNA binding; protein heterodimerization activity; structural constituent of chromatin
Source: RefSeq, a predicted model, not a curated record